AUGUCUCGCGCCUCCAAACCCCCGCGCUGCGUGGGCAGCCCCUCAUUCCGGCCGGAUGAAGUCGUCGACGACGCCCCGCGGCUGCAGCGGGCGCGGGACCUGCUGGCCAAGGACGACCUGUACGAGGCCAGCCGCGCGCUCCUCGGCCUGCCGGAGCGCGACACCUACACGUACCACGCGACGGCGAGCGUCAAGCUGGCCGAGGUGCAGCACGUCGUGCGCCUGGGCGGCGUCAACGGCUUGCACGGGUGGUAUCGCAACGAGGACGGGUCGCCGAGGGAUCCUCCGCCGCGGGCAGACAUCGAUGCCUACAUCGCCAUCUUCAACCCGGCGACGGCCACGGCCUCUGCGCUCAAAAACUUUGGCACCAACGCCAAGAAGGGGUCCAUCCGCGCCGAGGCGGCCGCGCGCCUGCUCGAGAAGCGCUACGUCCACCCGGCGCUCUCGUCGAAGCUGACCGUCCCCAAGGCCAAGUCGCCGCCCAGCCAGAACCCGUACUACGACUUCUGGGCGUGGUCGUGCCGCAACCUCGAGUGGUGCGGGCCCUGCGCGUCGUCGGAGCGCGUGGCCACGAGCCACCACGUCCUGCCCAUCCUGAUGCACCACUUCGGCUGCGCCACGCCCUCGCACGAGGCGCUCGAGGUGCUCCGGCUGCUGGCCGCGGGGCGGGCCGUGGCCGACGUGGGCUCCGGCAACGGCUACUGGACGUUUCUGCUGCGGCGCUACGGGCUGACGGUGCAUCCUGUCGACAACAUGCAGAGCGAGUGGCGCGUCAACUGGGUCGACGACACGUCGCUCACCGACGGCGUCAAGUGGCUCGCGAAGCACGCCGGCGGCAAGGACAUGGUGCUGCUGCUGGUGUAUCCCGUCGUGGGCGGGGACGGCAAGGGCGCCUUCACGAGGGACCUGGUGAGGGCGUAUCGGGGCGACACGCUCGCCGUCGUGGGCACGCAGAACGGCAACGGGUAUACGGGCUUUAGGGACGUGACCAUGGACGAGUACAUGAGGCGGGAGCAGCCCGAGUGGACGCGCGUGGUGCAGAUUCCGCUGCCGAGCUUCGCCGGCAAGGACGAGGCGCUGUACAUAUUCCAGCGAGGCGAGCGUUUGCCGCACACGCCGCCGCCGUGA
This is a messenger RNA of Purpureocillium lilacinum, 1128 nucleotides long. RefSeq lists its product as uncharacterized. Lineage: Eukaryota; Fungi; Ascomycota; Sordariomycetes; Hypocreales; Ophiocordycipitaceae. The record is from RefSeq and is a predicted model, not a curated record.